AUGAAAAAAUACUCAACUUUCAUCAAGUAUUGCUGUUUCUUAUCAGUUUUGUUGCUGUUUUAUUAUAAUGAGCUUCUGACAAAGCCUGUUAUAGAACAGGAGAUUGAUUAUAUCUCCUGUGAUUCUCUUCUUGAAUACCUAUCCCCUCCGAUUCCAGCUCUUCUCAUCGAUAUUGAAGUGUUAGAGCAGAUUGAACGAGAUCAUUGUCAUUUGCAAAAGGAGAAAUCUGUAAAUAUUGGAGUGGACACAUAUUAUAAAUCAGAAGAGGCAUCACUUUCAAAAGACCUUAGAUUCCGCGUAUUUUUCUAUACAAUCUCUACUAAGAAGGAUUAUCUGGACUUUGAUAUCAUUGGGAAGAAAAAAUUGAUUCCAAAUGGGAUGAGUUCGUUUCUAACAGGCUCUACUUUAUUAUCAUGGUACCAACAAUGCACAAUUAACUCGGCCCAUUUGGAAUUAGCUGUUUCAUCGGAAGAGCUUCCGUACCAUUUUGGGAAGAAACUAGAAGCAGAAAGUAUCUUCAAUAAUUUUCAAGUAAGCAGAUUAGAUGGGACAACCGAAAAUGUUCAGAGAAUUGGAGUGAAGUCAGCCUUCAAAACUACUAUUGAUAUCGUGGUAGUGUAUGAGGAUGAAGAAAGUAUCAAAAAUUUCAUUUUCGAUAGUCGAGGAACCAAAAAAUAUUUCUCGAACUACGACCCAUACUGCUCUACUGACGUUCACGGACAUCUGUUCUGGGUAACUUGUAGUCCAGAAAAACGGCUGACUGAGGAAUUUGGAGACAGGUGGCGUGAGAAUACAAACUACAAUAUUUCUGGAAAAUAA
Messenger RNA from Caenorhabditis remanei, 819 nucleotides. RefSeq lists its product as uncharacterized. The coding region runs from base 1 to 819 and encodes 272 amino acids. Lineage: Eukaryota; Metazoa; Nematoda; Chromadorea; Rhabditida; Rhabditidae. The record is from RefSeq and is a predicted model, not a curated record. The transcript has 7 exons.